Patiria miniata (bat star) is the source of this 4169-nucleotide messenger RNA. RefSeq names its product hepatocyte growth factor-regulated tyrosine kinase substrate-like. The record is from RefSeq and is a predicted model, not a curated record. Gene Ontology annotation, molecular function: phosphatidylinositol binding; ubiquitin binding; metal ion binding. NCBI's taxonomy places the organism in Eukaryota, Metazoa, Echinodermata, Asteroidea, Valvatida, Asterinidae. The coding region runs from base 38 to 2476 and encodes 812 amino acids. The transcript has 15 exons.
UCGCGCGCGGGUACCAGUGUUCCAUUGUAGAUUACGUAUGCAGCAAGUUUGCGUUGAGAACUGCGGCCUGUGCGGAUUAUCCUUUUUAAGGAGCAUAGUUUAUUUUGCCAGUCAUUUAGAAGUCCAAAUUAUACUAGUGACGAUGUUUUCAUCUUCAGGAAAAGGCGGAUUCGACAGAGCAUUGGAAAAGGCCACAAGUCAGUUGUUGUUGGAGCCUGAUUGGGACGCUACCCUGCAGAUAUGUGAUUGUGUCAGACAGAAAGAUGUCACUGGCAAGUAUGUCAUCAAUGCUAUUCGCAAGAAGCUGUUUGAUAAAAACCCAAGGGUGACCCUGUAUGCUCUUCAGGUUCUGGAGUCAUGUGUGAAGAACUGUGGGGCAACAGUUCAUGAGGAGAUUGCUUGCAAGCAGUUCAUGGAUGAUAUGAAGGAACUGACGAGGUCCAGUAACGAUGGCGUGAAGAACAAAGCGCUAGAGAUGAUCCAGGCUUGGGCUCAUGCUUUCAGGAAUGAAUCCGGCCUCAAGAUUGUGGUAGAAACUUUCAACCAGUUAAAGGGAGAAGGGAAUACCUUUCCACCCCUGAGAGAGAGCGACGCAAUGUUCAUGGCAGAGAAGGCCCCAGAGUGGGUUGAUGGCGACAGGUGUCACACCUGCCGCACUGAAUUUGGAGUUGUACAGAGAAAGCAUCACUGUCGUCACUGCGGCCAGCUCUUCUGCAGCAAAUGUUCCUCCAAGCAGCUGCCUAUCCCCAAGUUUGGGAUUGAGAAAGCCGUCAGGGUGUGUGACCCUUGCUACAGCAAGCUGACCAGCCGUACUGAGACAACCUCUGGUUCCGGGGACAAAGAUUCCGAUCUUCCCUCUGAGUAUCUGAACAGUCCCUUAGCUCAGCAAUCCCAGGCCCCACCGCAGCGUAACGAGAGAGAGUUACAGGAAGAAGAGGAGUUACAACUAGCCAUGGCGCUGUCGCUGGACGCUGCAGAGAACAAGCACAUCAUUAACAAGGAUAAGAGUGGAAGUAGUGGACCCAGGUCCUCUCCUCCCCCAGCGACGUCCUCCGCUCCAGUCAUGGAUCCAGAAGCAGACCCUGAGCUUGCUCGUUAUUUGAACCGCUCCUACUGGGAGCAGAAGCAAGAAGAGAACGUCAAAGCUUCGGCCACGCCCUCGGCGCCAGCCAACGCCCCUGAGCCUACACCAGCUACUGCCCCGCCCCUAGCUCAGUCUGUGUCUGCACAGCCUAUGUAUGCCACAAGUAAGGUGCAAGAGGUUGCCCAAAACGGUGAGGUACCAGAUGACAUUGAGUUCUUGAGAGCAUUGUCUACCAACAUGGACGUCUUUGUCAAUCGUAUGAAGAGUGACUCGUCUCGUGGUCGUAGCAUCGCUAGCGAUACGUCAGUCCAGACAUUGUUCCAUACACUCACCCAGAUGCAUCCUCAGCUGUUGAACCUACUUCAAGACAAAGAAGACAAGAGAGCCAAGAUGGAGAAUCUUCAGGACAAGCUUGCUCAGAUUCACGACGCUAGAGAAGCACUGGAUGCAUUGAGAGAUGAUCACAGAGAGAAGAAGAGACGUGAAGCAGAAGAAGCCGAGAGACAGAGACAGAUCUUACUGGCUCAGAAACUGGAGAUAAUGAGACAGAAGAAACAGGAGUACCUGCAAUUCCAACAGCAGCAAGCUCUGCAGCGACUGCAGGAACAUGAGAGAGAACUUCAGAUGCGACACGAGCAACAGAAACAACAGCAACAGAUGCGACAGAUCCAGUACACAGCCUAUGCAGGCAUGCAGCUACCUCAAGGUGGUAUGAUGGCUCCCCCACCCCAAGGGAUGAUGUCACAACAGCAGGGGAUGGUACCCCCACCCCAGGGGGCUAUGAUGCCACCUGGCCAGUAUGCGCCACCUCCACAGACAUUCAGCCCGCCUUCUUCAAUGCAAGGUUCCCCCGCCCACAGUGGUUACACCCCCCAACAGCAGGCAUACUCUGCCCCACCCCCUGCCAUGGAACCUCAAUCCUCCAUCCAACCCCCAUCCACCACCCAACCUGGUUAUAAUCAGGCCUAUCCACAACCGCAGCAAUCAUACCAACAAGUCCCCCAGCAAGUCCCCCAGCAAGUCCCCCAGCAAGCACCCCCGCAGGGUGGGGCUUACCCUAUGGGGUACCAUCAGCAACCCCCGUCCACCCAGCCGCACCCCUCACAGGGCCCGCCUAGUGGUACCUACUCACCCCUCUCCUCACUGGAUUACCAAACCCAACCACAGCAGCAACAACCUCCCCAAGCUAACAAUCCUUACAACAUGCAAGGCAUGGCAUCCUCCUUACCCCCUACCCAGCAGUACGGAGCCCCCACCCAGGGGGGAAUGUAUCAACAGCCUGGGGUAGAUAUGCAGUAUGGAGCAAACCAGGGACAACAACCUGUCACACAGGCCCAGACACAACCCCAGCAAAACCAACCCCAAGAAGCAUCUCUCAUAUCCUUUGACUAGAACCCCAGACACACCAGCGGUGACAGAAAAUGACUUAAUAUUCAGCAGUGUAGUCCAAACAUUCUGACUAACAGUUGAAUAAAUUAGGAUGUACAUGUACACAGAAAAUGAAAAGUAAUUACUUUAAACUGAUUCAGAGAUGCGAUACUUUUUCAGUGGUAGAUUGGAAUGUGCAGCCUCAAACGUUUAACGCUACAUUCAAUUUAAUUAUGAAAGCUAUAUCUGAAUUCCAAAUUCACCGGCAUUGUCCAAAAUGAUCACGGCUAAUCCUUUUAUCACUGUCUUCUAAUCUUGGGUGUUGACAAGGCAGUUCACUCGCAUUGAUUUUUUAGCAAUUAACGGUGAAGUAAUCUGUACCUAUAACCAGUGCAUUUAUUGAUAAAUAAAGACUCUUCAAGCUCUUGAAAAUUUCUCAAGUAAGUACAUGUAGAUCUUAAUGAGGCCUGAAGUAGCUUUGUACAAGUAUAUCAGAAGUAUGUCUACAAAGUCAUGAUUAUUACAUGUACAUGUUUUGAUUAAUGUUUAUAGCCCUCUAUACAAAAAAAAGCUGGUACACGUAAUACAGGAAAAUCAAUCAAAGUGAACAUGAUUGAACAUUAAUAUCUUUGCGAUUUCAUCUCAUCCAGAAGAGAUGUUAUAUUCAGGACAUGUGAAAGCAAACAUCUUCAGCUCAGGUCCCUGAGGGACGUGUUCAUAUUCAUCUCGGAGGGAUGGGGCCCAAAAUAUCAAUAUCAGAACCAAUUCACUUCAGCCAGUGGGAUGCACAUGUGAACAAGAAUUGGCAGCUUGUUGUACACACUACCUGUAAGACGCGUGUACUGUAUGCACAUUAACGUCCUAAAAAAUGAAAGGACAAUAGUUUGCACAUUCAAAAAUGCUUAUGUGAAUCGGAUACAUUAGGAAAAGCAAAUGAACCGUUGCAUGUAGACCUGUAAAUUGCUACAAUUGUUAAGUGCUUGAUGUAUUUAAGCAUUUUGUAUCAUUCAAAAGCAUGUUUACAUGGUGAAUUUCUCAAUUUUAAUUUUUAAACUCUUUUUAAUUUUGUUCCAAGUUCCAGUUUAACAUUUAAAUUUAUUAGCUUUGAAGUCGCAAAGUGUAAUGAACAGUCUUUAAAAUGAAAUAGAGUAUUGUGAUAAAGGUGUAUUCUGAAUCAUUUUCCUUAUAUUCUGGACAUUAAUUAUGUAUGUUAUUAAUACAUUGGUGUUUGUAAGGCGUGUGGAUGUACACUGCUAUUAUGAAUUUAACUAAAAAACUAAAGUAUCACCCAAAAAUCCUUAUAUUGAUUUGAAGUAGUGGCCUGUUAUUUGGGGGUUUUCCGUCGUUUUGCAAUUAAACAAUUAUAAACCCAAUUAUUUAGAAAUGUUUGCCAAAAAAUAAUUCAGAAUGAUUUAAUUUUGUUUAUGAAAUACCACUUCCAUUUCAAGAUACAGUUAGACUUGAUUUUUUUUUAUUCAGCCUCUUUACAACCAACAGUGCACAUCUCAAAAAGAAAUCCCACUUUACAAUCAUGCAUACAGAUACAUCGAUAACUUAAGUAUUUUAAGGCCGAUUCCGUCUUAACCAAAUUGUCAUGCGUCGCAAAUUUUGUGAUAUACGUUGUAUUAGCAAUAUUUGCAAUGUAAUUAGAAGUUGACACAGUUUAACAUCAGUGUAUUUCACUCAAAUGUCAUAAAAUAAAAUUUGCUUCAUUAGA